Xiphias gladius (swordfish) is the source of this 1596-nucleotide messenger RNA. RefSeq names its product von Willebrand factor D and EGF domains (gene seraf). Gene Ontology annotation, biological process: anatomical structure development. Gene Ontology annotation, molecular function: signaling receptor binding. The coding region runs from base 752 to 1384 and encodes 210 amino acids. The transcript has 5 exons. NCBI's taxonomy places the organism in Eukaryota, Metazoa, Chordata, Actinopteri, Istiophoriformes, Xiphiidae. The record is from RefSeq and is a predicted model, not a curated record. Gene Ontology annotation, cellular component: extracellular region; cell surface.
AAAAAAAAAAACUGCUGCAGCCUCCAGUCGGACCAACUCAUCUACAAAACACUUUCAGCACAAACCGAACAUUAAAACUGUCAUGAAGGGAGGAUUUAUUGCAGGACUGCUGUAUCACACCGUGUUAGUUUUAGCCAGGUGUAGCUAAUAAACUGCCAACUGAUAGCAUUUGGCCGCUAGCUACUUCAUGUUUUGAGGCACUGCCAGAUUACGGAGGGCUCUUCAUUUAAGCUAGCGUUAGCGAAAAGGUUACAAAACUGCCUCGCAACCCCCACUGGACAAGCCCACGAUUGGCUUUACAGCAUCCUCAUGCUUUAUUUGUUAGUUUAACGAUCCUCCUCUGGAUAAAGAAGCGGAAGCUGUUGGCUAGCGAACGUAGCUAGGCGGCUGUAAAGCUAAGGUUACCCUUAGUUGAACUUCGAGACAGUUGCUGUGAGGAAAAACUUCUUGUGUUGUCUCCGACUUACCUCCGACUAAUGAUUGUGUACAUGACGCCAGUUUCAAAACUUCCCUCCCAUCCAGAGCCUUAAACUCAGCGGGCCCACACCCCCCGGACACUCUUCCCGCCCCGCCCCGUCCCGCCCCGCUCCCCCCCGGCACUAACUCGCCUGUGUUGUAGUUCCCCUGCGUGCGACAGCGGGGGCGACUUGUGGAGAAGUCUCGGUACUUUGCAGGGGACUUUCUCCUCCAUCUCCGUCCACCGCACGGACCGUCUCUCCCUCCUUUCCACUCUCCAGUUCAGAGACCGACCAUGGGCUUCUCGGGUCGCGGCGCAGCGCUUCUCCCUCUUGCCUCCUUGGCCGUUCUCGUCGGCGUUUGCUCCGCGGGCGCCGACGCGCCCCGGGGCGUCGCGGUCGGGUUCGUUUUCGACCCCAAAGCGAAGUGCGACCCGCCGUGCGAACACGCAGGAGUCUGCAUCCGUAACAACACAUGCUACUGCUCCAGGGGCUACGAAGGAGAGACCUGCCAGUAUGCCAACUGUUAUCCCAAAUGUAAGAAUGGAGGAGAGUGUCUUCGCCCCGGAAAAUGCAGAUGUCCGCCCGGAUUUGGAGGAAGAUACUGUCACAAAGUGGCAUGUGAUGGAGGAUGUUGGAACGGAGGGGAAUGCAUUGCUGUCAACGGAGUGGCCAAGUGCAUCUGCCCCUCAAGCUGGACUGGCUCAAAAUGCCAAGAGGCAAUUUGUCCUCAAGGCUGUAGGAAUGGGGGAAUCUGUGUGGCUCCAGGAAUCUGCAGCUGUCCGGAGGGAUGGCUGGGCGGUGCCUGCCACAAUGCUGUGUGCACCCAACCCUGCCUGAAUGGAGGGAAGUGCAUCUCUCCCGACAAAUGCCGCUGUCGUCCCCCUUAUUCUGGCCCUCGCUGUGAGGAGAGGAAAAAGUCUAACUAGUGUGACCCAGCUGGGGUCACAGGUCAAUGGGGCCCAAUCAGGGACUUUACUGUUAUGAGGACAGUUACAUUUUUUUUAGCUGAACAUUGGUAGUUUUUACAUUUUUUACCAUGUGAUAUGUAAAUCCUUUUCUUGAAAGAAACAUUGGACUUGUCUAAUGUUGUGAUGUGACUGUACAAAUGUGCCAUGUACUAUACUGUAAUUUGUGUCAA